Molecule: messenger RNA, 2242 nt
Organism: Suillus fuscotomentosus
Lineage: Eukaryota; Fungi; Basidiomycota; Agaricomycetes; Boletales; Suillaceae
Product: ferric reductase NAD binding domain-containing protein
Exons: 11
Coding region: 183-2036 (617 amino acids)
Biological process (GO): intracellular iron ion homeostasis; copper ion import; iron ion transport
Cellular component (GO): plasma membrane
Molecular function (GO): ferric-chelate reductase activity
Source: RefSeq, a predicted model, not a curated record
CAACAGCUAUCAUGUCCUGAACGGUGAACAAGGCGAAUACCUCGGUGAUGUAAUCCUGAGAAUUGAUCCCUACAGCAUGCCUGAGGGUCGGUUAUGCAAAGUCGCACCACUAUGGUCCUCAUAUUUAAUCUACUCGUCCCUAUCCUUUUGCCUCAGCCCAUUUCCCUCCCUUGCCACUUAGGAUGUCUUCUGAUUUAUCCGAAGCUGACAUAAUUGCACUCGUGCAUGAAAAUGAUGCUUACCCUGAACAAGUGUGGUAUACUAUUGCUGCGUUUCUCUUCGUAGUAGGCUGCUUCCAGUGGGGCUCACGCAUCCACUCCAAACUCGCCAGGCGCAGACACUACGAGUCUGACGAAGAAACUGCUGCCACCAAUGACAUUCAAUACAGAUUCUCUCUCCGCCGUAUCCCGCUCGCGAUCGUAAAUGUCUAUCGUGUUGUUACUUUUCGGUGGACCCUGGAAAUAGGGCAAUCUUAUACUCUCAAUAUGGCAGAGGUUUUUGUCACUGUGGCAUACAUCGCCCUUCUGUUGAUCUAUGCCUUCGUUAACACCACCUCAGUCGAGGGUCAGAAACUUGAUAUCAUCUACUGGAGCAACCGCAUAGCCAUGCUGGCGAGCAGUCAAUUUCCCAUUGUCACCGCUCUUGGCACAAAGAACAAUCUCGUGUCUCUGGUCACGGGCAUCAGCUACGAUAGGCUCAAUUAUAUUCAUCGAAUGAUGGCUAGGACAUGUUUCAUGCUCCUUUGGGUACAUGCAGCGGGCGAAAUAGUAUGCUUUCCCUCCUUCCAGGAGACUUUGAGCGAGCCAUGGCUUCGUGCCGGUAUCACUGCCAUGGUUGCCUUCUCUAUUCUGAUCAUAGUAUCACUGCGUCCUGUUCGUAGUGAUAUCUAUGAGGUCUUCUUUUACGUCCACUUCCUUGGCGUCCUGAUAUUUCUGGUGGGAGGAUAUUACCACACCAAGGGUGCUUACGGGUCGUACUGGAUAUGGCCAUCGUUUGUGUUCUGGGCUCUCGACCGCUUCAUCCGAGUGGUUCGACUUGUUGUAUUCAACCACUCUUACUUUGGCUUCAAGUCAGGAUCUGGGACGAUGGAUGCAACGACUGAAAUGCUUUCUGCAGAUGUCGUUCGAUUGCGCUUACGCCGGCCCGCGCAUUUCCAUUGGUCCCCAGGACAAACGGCAUAUCUAAUCAUGCCCUCGGUGUCGACACUGCCAUUCGAAGCGCACCCCUUUACUAUUGCGAGUUUCGAUUCUAGUCUGCUUUCAACCCCCCAAACGGAGGAUCAAUCUGGAAAUGAUGAAACUCAGGUUUUGGGAUCAAGCGCUCCAUUCUGGAAAGAGCUCGUGUUUUUGAUUAACGUACAUGGAGGGUUCACGAAAAAGCUAAAGGAAGUAGCUGACACAAAGGGCAUAGUUAAGGUUUUUGUAGACGGCCCUUACGGACCGUCUCCUGACCUAGGUUCUUACGACACGUGCGUAUUUGUGGCAGGAGGGUCUGGUAUAUCAUAUACCCUUCCGGUCUUCCUGAGCGUUAUUGAGAGCGUACGCAAGGGGAAAAGUUCCUGCAAACGAGUUGUGUUCAUUUGGUCAAUACGCGGAGCUGGCUAUGUUCAAUGGAUCGAAGAAGCACUUAUCAAGGCUAUUCAGCUUGCCCCACCUUCUUUGACAAUAUCCAUCCGUAUCUUUGACACCGGUUCUCUAUCAAAGGCACAAUCCAUGGAAGAGAAUUACAGCCCUUCAACUCCAACAGAGAAGAACGGUAUUCCUGAACAAGUUGUGACAAGGAAAACUUCUUUAACGUCGUCAAUGCUAUUAUCUUUACGCGGGGUCAAGAUGGAAAGUGGACGAUCGGAUCUGGAUGGACUGCUCAAAGAAGAAGUUAGCAUCGCCUCGGGGAGUAUGUCGGUGAGCGUUUGCGGAUCUCAGAAUAUAUCGCGCGCAGUCCGUCAUGCACUUCGCUUCCCUGUCUCUGGACCUUCCAGUAUUCUCAGUGGAGGACCGAGCGUGACCCUAUAUGUCGAAUCGUUCGGAUAUGCCUGAUGGUCUCCUGAGCCACCUGGUUCACUUUUAUGUAUGACCUAUUCUGUUUUCUUUGUCACCUGGGUUUCUUGCGAUUUGAUACUGUAGCUAGUACGGUUUACGUUGCCAUGGAAGUCCGAGGGAUGUUUGUACUCGAUGGGACCAUUGUUUAGUAUACCGUAUACUUGUAAAUCUGCCUCAAAUGUUAUGUACUUUUAUGAAGUUCG